Messenger RNA from Schistocerca americana (American grasshopper), 2085 nucleotides. RefSeq names its product mannose-6-phosphate isomerase (gene Mpi). The transcript is spliced from 7 exons. Lineage: Eukaryota; Metazoa; Arthropoda; Insecta; Orthoptera; Acrididae. Gene Ontology annotation, biological process: carbohydrate metabolic process; GDP-mannose biosynthetic process. The coding region runs from base 298 to 1506 and encodes 402 amino acids. Gene Ontology annotation, cellular component: cytosol. The record is from RefSeq and is a predicted model, not a curated record. Gene Ontology annotation, molecular function: zinc ion binding; mannose-6-phosphate isomerase activity.
CAUAAGGGUACAUAGGCCUAACUCUUCUCUGCACCAAAAGUACAAAUCCAAAUGCAAAUAAGUUUUGUGUCUUAUAAUGUGAUUGUGUACAUCAUAGUACUUUGUUGCAUCAAGAGUCCUCGGUUUACUUGAUGUGUUUUGGAUAAAAUCCCACGAUUUCAACGACUGCCUACAUCAUUAUCGUUUGGGGCUAAGUCUGACCGUUGUGAAACUGGCGAGGCUCACAUUUUUAUACCCAGAGGAUGGCAUCUGAUUUCCUGGAUUACAUCAGUGACACCACGGAAAUGAAUAACGGCCAUGGAAUUGAAGUGUGCAUAUCAGCAGUAUGACUGGGGAAAAUUUGGGCUCAACAGCAAAGUGGCAUCUCUUCUAAAAUGUGCAGAACCAGAAUUGAUAAUAGAUGAAAACAGGCCAUACGCUGAACUUUGGAUGGGAACUCAUCCCAAUGGCCCAUCUAUUGUGAAAAGUUCUGGUGAAAAAUUAUUGGACUGGAUCGAAGGCAAUUCACAGGCACUAGGUAGAAAAGUAGUAUCAUCAUUUGGUAUUCAGUUGCCAUUUCUUUUUAAAGUAUUGUCAAUCAACAAAGCCUUGUCUAUUCAGGCUCAUCCCACCAAGGCUCAUGCUGAAAUACUACAUCAGAAAUAUCCAGAUCUGUAUAAAGAUCCUAAUCACAAACCUGAACUAGCCAUUGCACUAACAGAUUUUGAAGCACUGUGUGGAUUCCGACCAGCUGAGGUUGUCAAAAAUUUUAUGAGACAUGUUCCUGAACUGAGAGAAGUUUGUGGGCUAGAAGUAACUUCUCAGUUUUUAUGUAGUGAACAAAAGGAUGCAGAGUAUAACCUUAAAGUAUGUUUCACUGCUUUGAUGAAAUGUGAACCCAGUAAAAUAGAAAAACAGCUGUCACACCUGCUGGAAAGACUUGACACAUUAGAUGAUGACACUAGAACAUUGAUUAAUGGUGAUUUGUUUAGACGAUUACAUAUGCAGUUUCCUGGAGAUGUUGGAUGCUUCUCCAUAUAUUUGCUCAAUCAUAUUAUUUUGAAACCCGAGGAAGCCAUAUAUUUAGGACCUAAUGAACCACAUGCAUAUCUUUCUGGUGAUUGUGUAGAAUGUAUGGCCUGUUCUGAUAAUGUAGUCCGUGCUGGACUUACACCUAAGUAUAAAGAUGUUGACACUCUUUGUAAUAUGCUGAAUUAUAAAGGAGCACCAGCUGGAGACAAAUUAUUUAAGCCGAUUGGAGAAGAUGUAUAUACACAAGUAUACAAGCCACCUGUACCAGACUUUGCUGUUGCCAAAAUAUCUGUGCCGGCAGAAAAAUCCAAUUAUAAUCUCAUUCGUCGAGACUGUGCCAGCAUUUUGAUAGUAAUUGAGGGAGAAGCCAAUACGAACCUACUGGCACUGAGAAAAGGUACUGUUUUAUUCCUCCGAGAGAAUCAGGAAUUGACAAUUCAGAAGGUCACUAGAGGGAAAGGUAUUACAUUGUACCAAGCUUUUUGUAAUGUGUAGAAUGAAAAGGAAGUGUCAUUCAUUGCACAUCACUGUAAAAGGCUGCAUAGAAAUGUAGUAUUGUGCUAAGUGUAAAUUUUAUGCAGUGACUUUGUGAUAACUUACAGUUCACAGUACUUUGGGUAGUGCCAUUUAAAUUAUUGAAACCGUAUUUUAGUGUAACUUGUACAGAUGCAUUGUGUAUUUGUUAUAUAUCUAUCUCAUGAUCAUUAUCAUGUACUACACUCUGUUCAGUUGCUAAAAUUUGCAUUCCAGCAUUGUAUAACUUUAAAUGUAAUUUUUGUCUCAGGUAAAAUCUGACAUCUGUAACUGCACAUGCAAAUGUGUCAGGCUGUGGAAGUAGUAAACAUUCACUUCCCACACAGGUUGUAGAUUCAAACUGAAUUAAUAUUGACAAAACAGGUUUUUUUUCGUAUAACUGUGCCAAAAACAGUGAAUUACAAAUUUUGAAAUUUACACUUAGUUUUUAGCUAUAUACGCAAUUUACGCUUUGGUUUUUUUUUUAUAUGUCAUACUAUAUUAAUAUUUGAUGAUAGUGAUUUAACUAUUCUGAGUUAAGAAUUUAGAUAGUUGUAUAUG